Molecule: messenger RNA, 2840 nt
Organism: Neocloeon triangulifer
Lineage: Eukaryota; Metazoa; Arthropoda; Insecta; Ephemeroptera; Baetidae
Gene: Sap-r
Product: prosaposin
Exons: 9
Coding region: 129-2663 (844 amino acids)
Biological process (GO): sphingolipid metabolic process
Cellular component (GO): lysosome
Source: RefSeq, a predicted model, not a curated record
UCACAAACAUCGCAGUAGAAAGAGGAAGAAAUUGAUCACGGGACUUGAUUGUUUGUGAGGCUUCGUUUUGAUCCAAUUAUACGUCAAUUCAAAGUCAGCAGGCGACUGACCGGGUCACUUUGUUGACCAUGAACACUUGGGCGUGUUUGUUACUGGCCGUCUGCUUCGCAGGGGCAUUGGCCAAUCCUAUCAGCAAAGAUGAGAGCAAAGGACAAAAAUUCCCCAAAGAAUGCGGCAUUGGGCCAACCUACUGGUGUCAUAACAUCACGACUGCUCAUAAUUGCCGGGCUGUGAAGCACUGCAUUCAGACUGUUUGGGAGCACCAGAAGUUGGAGGCUGACAAUGAUGACAUUUGCACCAUUUGUAAAGACAUGGUCACUCAGGCCAGAGAUCAACUCGAGAGCAACGAAACUCAGGAGGAGCUCAAAGAGGUUUUCGAAGGCUCUUGCAAGUUGAUCCCCAUCAAGAUCAUCAACCAAGAAUGCAUGAAGGUGUUUGAUGACUUCAUUCCUGACCUGGUCGACGCUCUGGCCUCGCAGAUGAACCCCCAGAUGGUUUGCACCACUGCUGGCCUCUGCAACAACGCCCGCAUCGACCGCCUCCUGGCUGAAAAUUCCCUCAACCAGGUGUACACCAAGUACGGACAGCAGUGUGGCGAUUGCCAUGCUUUCGUUGAUGACGUUCAGCCCAAACUCGAGUCUGUCACGGACAAGGACAUUGUGGAAAGACUGAUGCAGCUGUGUGGAAAGAUGGGCAGUUUGUCUCUUGGAUGCAGGGAGAUUGUGCUGAGCCACGCUGAUGAUAUCACUGGACACAUUAGGAAGCACUUCAACGCCAGGGAGGUCUGCGACCUUUCUGGCUCCUGCAAGGCUAAGCACCAUGAACACGCCCAGCCUCUUCUUGCAACCGCCCACAGGAACGAAAAAGACGAAACUUGCGACCUCUGCGAGCACCUUGUGCAGCACCUUCGUGAUGUCCUUGUGUCUAACACCACCGAGGAGGAGUUCAAGGACGUUCUUGUUGGAAUCUGCAAGCAGACCAAGACCUCUUUCAAGCAGCAGUGCCUCAGCCUGGUCAGCGAGUACUACCCCAUGAUUUACCACUUCCUCAGUGCCGAACUUCAGCCUCGCAUGGUCUGCGACCUUGCUGGAAUUUGCCACGAAGAUGUCAAGAGGAGGCCUCUGCUGGGAAUGCAUGAGGGUGACCUCUACAGGCAGAGACACAAGAUGCACUUGAUUGGUGGAGACGAAACCAAGGUUCCCGAACUGGCCAGAGUGCCCUUGACCAAGAAGGAGUCCAAUGUCCAGGUCAUAAACUCCGACAUCCUCGUACCGCUUCCUCCUGCCCUACCCAUUGAACUGAUGAUGCCCCAGAGCGUGAUUGGUGGAAACAAAGUCGAGUGUGAGACUUGUCAGUACUUCCUGCACUACGUCCAGCAGGAAUUGACCCUUCCAUCAACCGAGGCUGAGAUCAAGGAGUUUGUUGAUGAGGCUUGCGAUCACUUGCCCAAGUCAAUUGGCCCUCAGUGCAGAAGCUUUGUCUCCACCUACGCCGAUGCCCUGAUUGCUCUUCUUGCUCAGGAGGUCGAUCCUUCCCAGGUUUGCCCCAGUCUUGGAUUGUGCCCUACUUUCAAAAUCCCUGAGGUUUUGCCCAGUACUGACAACAAGAAAGACAACCCGACCUGUCCUCUCUGUCUGUACGCCAUGCAGCAGCUGGACAAAAUGCUCAAGGACAAUCGCACCGAGGACAGUGUGAAAGAGGCGUUGGAAUCGGUCUGUGCCAUUUUGCCAAAGAAAAUGGUUGCCGAGUGCGAUACAUUUGUCGACAAGUACUCCGAGGAGCUGAUCGAUAUGGUGAUUGCCGAGUACACACCUGAGGAGGUCUGCACAAAUUUGAAGAUGUGCGGCCCUAAGGAGUUUGAGAGUGAAAUGAUGACGGGCAAUGACGAAAAGCAGGCUCACAUUGAAACCAAUGAGAUUGUCUUGCCGAAAGAUGAUGAACUUGUCAAGGCUGUGUCCAAUGCUAAAGAUGACAACAGGUGCGUCAUCUGCGAGUUCGUCAUGACCCAGCUGGAUGAUAUGCUCAAGAACAAUGCCACUGAGGAUGACAUCAAAAAUGCAGUGCACACUGUCUGCAACUACCUGCCAAAGUCCGUUUCUACAAAGUGCAAUGAAUUUGUCAACGAAUACGCUGAUCUCGUAAUCCAACUGCUGGUGCAGAGUUUGGAUCCAAAGCAAGUCUGCCAGGAGCUUGGCCUCUGCAACCAGGCUGUUAAAACCGCCGAAGAAAAGUGCACUUUGUGCCUUGUUGUGGUCGAGGCCAUGGACAAGUUGCUGGAGGAUGGAAGCGUCGAGAAGGACGUCGCCACCAUUCUGGAUAAGGUCUGCAGUGUUGUGCCCAAGUCGAAGAAGCAGCAGUGCCGUAAUGUGAUCGACGAGUACGGCCCAAGCAUCAUGCUUUUGGUUGCCCAGUUGGCCGACAAGAAUGAUGUGUGCGCUCAGGUGAAGAUAUGCCCUGUUCCUUCCGGAAACAGGAGCCACCUGCUUGGCGCUAAGAAGUGCACUUUCGGGCCUUCCUACUGGUGCCAGUCGGAAUUCCACGCCAUGGCUUGCAAGGCCACCAAGCACUGCCAGGAAAAGGUCUGGAAGGCAGCCAAGCCUUGAAAGCUCACUUGGAGCUAUUAUAAAGAAAGGAGAAUACGAAUAAAAGAAAAUAUUAUAAGACGAGUUAAUUUUAAACAGCAUGAGUGAUAAUAAUUAUCGAGACAUGGAAAUUGCUACUUUGAUUUUUAUGUAAAUGAUAAAUAUCUCGGUUAAAAAUAAAGCUAGAUCAAUGUAUUU